Messenger RNA from Octopus sinensis (East Asian common octopus), 465 nucleotides. Its product is annotated as protein FAM200A-like. The transcript has a single exon. NCBI's taxonomy places the organism in Eukaryota, Metazoa, Mollusca, Cephalopoda, Octopoda, Octopodidae. The coding region runs from base 1 to 465 and encodes 154 amino acids. The record is from RefSeq and is a predicted model, not a curated record.
AUGGAUCAAUUGUGUUGGACUUUGUACAGACGGAGCACAGUCAAUGUCAGGAAAAAAUCUGGUCUUCAAGCUCUUGUAAAAAACAGAGCACCAGAAAUUAUCUGGACGCACUGCAUGCUGCACAGAUCAGCACUUGUCUCAAAGAAUAAUAGUCCAGAACUGAACGAUAUUUUUGCGCAAAUUACAAAAGUUAUAAACUACAUAAAACACAGUCCUUUAAGAGCUAAGCUUUUUGCAAAGCUGUGUGAAGAUAUGGAUUCAAAAUAUACAUCGCUUUUAUACUAUUGUGAGGUACGCUGGCUAUCUCGUGCAAAAGUGAUUAGAAGGGUGUUUGAACUCAAAGAUCAAGUUGCAGAUUUUCUUGAUGAAAAUGAUAUUGAAGAUGCAAAGUUGUUCAGGGAUGAUGACUUUAUUGUCAAAUUUGCCUAUUUAGUUGACAUUUGGGAAAUUGAGUAUAUUGAAUAA